AUGUCCACUUUCGAAAAGGUUGUUGUCAUUGAUGGCAAGGGUCAUCUUCUCGGCCGUCUUUCUUCCAUCAUCGCCAAGCAGGCUCUUAGCGGCCAAAAGGUCGUUGUUGUCCGCUGCGAGGAGUUGAACGUUUCUGGCGAGUUCUUCCGCAACAAGCUCAAGUACCACUCUUACUUGCACAAGCAGAACCGUGUCAACCCUCGUCGUGGUGGUCCUUUCCACUUCCGUGCUCCUUCUCGCAUCUUGUACAAGGCUGUUCGUGGUAUGAUUCCUCACAAGACUGCCCGUGGUGCUGCUGCUUUGGAUCGUAUCAAGCUUUUCGAAGGUGUUCCCGCUCCUUAUGACAAGGUCAAGCGCAUGGUGAUCCCUGAUGCCCUUCGUGUCCAACGCUUGAAGCCUGGUCGCAAGUACACCACUCUUGCCCGUAUCUCCAAGGAAUAUGGCUGGAAGUACCAAGAUGUCGUUGCCAAGCUCGAAGACAAGCGUAAGGCUAAGGCUGCUGCUUACCACGAGCGUAAGGUUGCCCUUGCUGCCAUUGAGAAGAAGGCUAUUGCUUCCAAGGCCGAUGCUGUCAAGGAUAUCAACGCCUCGCUUGCCGCUCUUGGUUACUAA
Messenger RNA from Lichtheimia ornata, 612 nucleotides. Its product is annotated as ribosomal protein L13. Gene Ontology annotation, cellular component: cytosolic large ribosomal subunit; ribosome. NCBI's taxonomy places the organism in Eukaryota, Fungi, Mucoromycota, Mucoromycetes, Mucorales, Lichtheimiaceae. Gene Ontology annotation, molecular function: mRNA binding; structural constituent of ribosome. Bases 1 to 612 code for a protein of 203 amino acids. The transcript has 3 exons. Gene Ontology annotation, biological process: negative regulation of translation; translation. The record is from RefSeq and is a predicted model, not a curated record.